AACCCAGCAGCAGCGUCAAGCUGGUGCUGCUCGGCGAGGCUGCCGUCGGAAAGUCCUCGCUGGUCAUGCGCUUCGUCAACAACGACUUCCAAGAAAACAAGGAGCCGACGAUAGGAGGUGUGCAGCUCUCGUCCCCCAAGCGCGCAAGCAUAUACCGUAUCUAACAUAAGUAUAGCUGCCUUCCUCACACAGAAAUGCAACCUACCCACCCGCACAAUCAAGUUUGAGAUCUGGGAUACCGCCGGCCAGGAACGCUUCGCCUCGCUCGCGCCCAUGUACUACCGCAACGCCCAAGCCGCCCUCGUUGUCUACGACAUCACGAAGCCCUCGUCGCUCACCAAGGCACAGCACUGGGUCGCUGAGCUACACCGCCAAGCAUCGCCCGGCAUCGUCAUCGCGCUCGUGGGGAACAAGGCCGAUCUGGCUACCGAAGGCGGCGAGGAGAGCUCAGAGGACGCAGACGCGGCGCCAGCUGCCGAGGGCGAGGACGCCGAAGAGGAGGACGGCACCGACGCGCGGAGAGUUCCCAUCAAGACGGCGAAGGCCUAUGCAGACGAGGAGAGCCUGCUAUUCUUCGAGACGAGUGCGAAGACGGGGCAGAACGUCGCAGAGGUCUUCACAGCAAUCGCGAACGCCAUUCCAGAGACAAGCCUCAAGGGCCCACGUGGAGUCGGCGGCCAGACGAACCUGGGCAGGCAAGAGGAUGCGCGUGUGAACCUGGGGAGUGCUAGGACUGAGGGCGCCAAGGAGGGUUGCGCGUGCUGAGGUAUACCAGACUGGAUACUGUAGUAAUGCAAGCAGAGCCUUUUUUUGCUUUUGCAUCUUUCAUAGGUCUAUGGUGUUGACUGUGUAUAGUGCUUCAUUCUUCCCAGCAAUACUAUGCUGAUUUCUGCAC
Molecule: messenger RNA, 895 nt
Organism: Macroventuria anomochaeta
Lineage: Eukaryota; Fungi; Ascomycota; Dothideomycetes; Pleosporales; Didymellaceae
Product: ras-domain-containing protein
Exons: 2
Coding region: 274-765 (163 amino acids)
Molecular function (GO): GTP binding; GTPase activity
Source: RefSeq, a predicted model, not a curated record